This is a messenger RNA of Coregonus clupeaformis (lake whitefish), 2302 nucleotides long. Its product is annotated as urotensin-2 receptor. Gene Ontology annotation, biological process: neuropeptide signaling pathway; blood vessel diameter maintenance; regulation of blood pressure. Lineage: Eukaryota; Metazoa; Chordata; Actinopteri; Salmoniformes; Salmonidae. The coding region runs from base 387 to 1541 and encodes 384 amino acids. The record is from RefSeq and is a predicted model, not a curated record. The transcript is spliced from 2 exons. Gene Ontology annotation, molecular function: urotensin II receptor activity. Gene Ontology annotation, cellular component: membrane.
CACACCAGAGACUGGGCCGAGGGGGCGAGAGCCACACUAUGAGGAGGGAGAGGAGAGGAGAGGAGACAUAGCCUAGCGGGGCAUAAAGUUAUGAGGAACGAAUUUAGAUACAUCAACCAUCACCUGUCUGACAACAAGUAAUACAUAAUUUAGAAGAUUUUUCUAAAGACAAAUACUGGACCAACUAUAGGCCUAUGUGGAUUUUUAAAUGGAAACUGAAUCGGACAUUCAGACAAAUGAAAUGGAUUAUGAUGUGAUUUGCAACUACCGGAAUUGGAUUGAAUAAGCCAAGUCGACUCAAAAUAAUAGUUCCUCUCCCUCUGACAUUUAUAUAAACCCAGCUAACCUUCACACCACCACCAUUUCAGAAGUCUCAACUAAAAAGUAUGGAUUUCUCUAGCUCCCUACCUCCCUCACCUUCUCCAUCCUACACUUCCCCCCUCAUCCCAAACUCCUCCUUCCCCUCCUCUCCAUCCAUCUCUCAUUCCCCCAGCCUGGCCUCAACAGCUCUCUUCUGCUCCCUCCUGUCCCUCCUGGCUCUCCUGGGCAUUGGGGGGAACCUUUACACCAUGGGCCUCCUCCUCAGACGCAGGAGAGGCAGAAGGAGGCGAGGAUGUUCUAGAUGCUGUUUAGGAGGGAGAGGAGUACCGUUACCAUCCUGCCUCUCCUCCUCUUCUCCCCCCUCCCUCUCCCCUUCCUCCUCUCCCACCUCCUCCUCUUCCUCAACUUCCCUCCAUCUCCAGGUGCUGAGUCUAGCUCUGGCGGACCUCCUCUACCUCUUCACGGCUCCCUUCAUCGUGUACGACAGCCUGGCGGCUGACUGGGCGUUUGGGGAGCUGGGCUGUCGCCUCCUCUUCAGCCUGGACCUGAUCACCCUGCACGCCUCCAUCUACACCCUUACCGCCAUGAGUCUGGACCGCUACCGGGCUGUGGCCAACCCACUGGCCACCUCGUCCUCCCCCUCCUCUGGGCUACUCCGUGUGGGCCUAGCGUGGGGCCUGGCGGUGGCCCUCAGCCUGCCCAUGAUGAUCACCCUCCACCUGGAGUACGGAGAUGAGGGCCAGCUGUGUGUCCCUGCCUGGGACGAGCAGAGCUCCAAGGUGUAUAUGAGCGUGCUGUUCUGUACCAGUAUGAUAGGCCCGGGGCUGGCCAUCGGGGCGCUGUAUGCUACUCUGGGCCGUCUCUACUGGGUGUCCCAGACCCGGCCCUGGGCCAGUGGUAGUGGGGGUAGCACGUCCUACCCUCCGCGGGCCCCAAGGCCCAAGGUCCUGCUCCUCAUCCUGGGGAUAGUCCUGGCCUUCUGGGCCUGUUUCCUGCCCUUCUGGGUGUGGCAGCUGCUGCCGCUAUACCGGCCCGACAUGCUGCGGACAGUACCGGUGGGUACCCAGGUGACGGUGAACCGGAUCCUAACGGGGCUGACGUACGGGAACUCAUGCGUGAACCCGUUCUUCUACACGCUGCUCACAGGGGGGAAACGCAGGAGGAACAGGCAGACACCGACGUCAGCGAAUCAGCUCUGUCGCAAGAGCAGUCCGCAAUAGUGUUAGUGACAACACAGACAGUCCGGUACAACAGACUGCAAUGGGGGCUGGUGGGGGCUGCUUACAAACUGUCCGAUUCAAACACCCCCGUCUCCCCGUGAAAUAUCACAGGGUAUUUCACUGUGUGAUUGUUACUCCAUAAGAACUAUACCAAAGAUAGCACUUUGUGUGCACGUUUGUGAUCGGACCAUAUUUCCUAUUUGGAGAUUAAAAAUGUGACUUGGGCUGAGCGAAAAUACAAUCUCUGUUGUGUCAAAGCUUCAAAACUGUUUAGGAGAAAUAUUUCAUUGAUUGUAUGAAUUUUCUAAAAUACAUACACAUAGGGGCCAUGAGUGGAGUAUGACAACAGGGAAGCAGAGUUUGUGUGUUAUGUUAUCAUUUAGGGGGCUUUCGUGGACCCGUGCAUUUCCAGUAAAAUUACAACGCUCUUCUAUAAGUCUGGAAUGCCAUCAAAGAAAAUGUUUUGCUUUUGAACAGCAACUGACUGUCACUGGUCAUGACAUAUUUGGAGAGUUUUCUUUAAAAAGUUGUUUAUUGACACAGAGAUGAUGUUUAAGGGGGUAGACAGGACCUUGUGUCAUGCACCCGUAAAGCUUGAUAUGCUUUUAAAACUACAGACCUUUUUUAUUAUCAAUACCUGCAUGUUGGGUUUGGAGUUUUAUUUUGUAAUGAACUGUGCAAUGCUUUGCAUGGUGAUGAUGACACCUGUAUUUAUAUCCAGUUUGAUGUGUAUAAUAUUAUAUAAUAUAUAACCUGAAAUA